Messenger RNA from Hirsutella rhossiliensis, 3075 nucleotides. RefSeq names its product PCI domain-containing protein. NCBI's taxonomy places the organism in Eukaryota, Fungi, Ascomycota, Sordariomycetes, Hypocreales, Ophiocordycipitaceae. Gene Ontology annotation, molecular function: mRNA binding; translation initiation factor activity. The coding region runs from base 1 to 3075 and encodes 1024 amino acids. Gene Ontology annotation, biological process: formation of cytoplasmic translation initiation complex; translation reinitiation. The record is from RefSeq and is a predicted model, not a curated record. Gene Ontology annotation, cellular component: eukaryotic translation initiation factor 3 complex, eIF3m; eukaryotic translation initiation factor 3 complex, eIF3e; multi-eIF complex. The transcript has 4 exons.
AUGCCUCCUCCGCCGCAUCAAAAGCCCGAAAAUGUCCUCAAGCGCGCCCACGAGCUCAUCGGGGUCAACCAGGCCCCCGCGGCCUUGACCCUGCUCCAUGAGCACAUUACCAGCAAGCGCUCCCGAAAUGUCCCCAUCGCAUCCCUGGAACCUGUCAUGGUUCUGCUGGUCGAGUUGUCUGUCGAGCAGAAGAAGGGAAAGCUGGCCAAGGACGCCCUCUACCAGUACAAGAACAUUUCGCAAAACACAAACAUUGGAACCAUUGAGUUGGUUUUGAAACGCUUCAUCGAGCUUGCCGUCGAAAAGGUCACGGCCGCUCAGCAAAAAGCCGACGAGGUCCAGUCCACUAUCGAGGCCACCGCCGCCACGUCCAGCAUUGACGACUUGGAAGCCAGCGAGACUCCUGAGUCGAUUCUCCUCGCCACCGUCUCUGGCGAGCAGUCGCGUGAUCGCACCGACCGAGCCAUCGUCACCCCUUGGCUCAAGUUCCUCUGGGAGGCGUAUCGCACCGUCCUCGACAUCCUCCGCAACAAUGCGCGACUGGAGAUUCUCUACCAGAGCACGGCCAUGCAGGCCUUUGACUUCUGUCUCAAGUACACCAGGAAGACCGAGUUUCGAAGACUCUGCGAGCUGCUUCGCAACCACGUUCAGACCGCGGCCAAGUACUCUUCCCAGAUGCACGCCAUCAACCUGAGCGACCCGGAUACUCUCCAGCGUCACCUCGAGACCCGCUUCCAGCAGCUCAACGUCGCCGUGGAGCUUGAGCUGUGGCAGGAGGCCUUCCGCAGUGUCGAGGACAUCCAUACCCUACUCAACCUCAGCAAGCGGCCGCCAAAGAACAUCAUGAUGGCCAACUACUAUGAGAAGCUCACCCGCAUCUUCCUGGUUGGCGAGAACUAUCUCUUCCAUGCCGCCGCCUGGUCAAGAUACUACACGCUUCUCCGCCAGUCGGCCGCCCUCGUCGGCAGCGGGCAGGGAAAGAAGUCGGACAACCCACCUGCCUCGGAUGCAGAUCUCCAAAAGGCCGCAUCCUUCGUUCUCCUGUCUGCCCUCGCCAUCCCUGUCAUCAGCACAACCCGAUCUCGCGGUGCCAUGGUGGACUUUGACGAGGCCAAGAAGAACAAGAACUCCCGGCUCACUCACCUCUUGAGCAUGUCUCAGGCACCAACCCGCGCCCGGCUCUUCCGCGACGCCUUGUCCAAGUCUCUGCUCCAGCGCGCCCGCCCCGAGAUUCGAGAACUCUAUAACAUCCUCGAAGUCGACUUCCAUCCUCUGUCCAUUUGCAAGAAGAUCUCGCCCAUCUUGACAAAGAUUGGUGCCGACGCCGAGAUGGAGCGGUACAUUGUCCCUCUCCAGCAGGUCAUUCUCACGAGGCUGUUCCAGCAGCUGUCUCAGGUCUACGAGACGGUUGAUCUGAGCUUUGUCGAGGACCUUGCCCAAUUCCCCGAGUCCUACCAGGUCACUCGCGGCACCAUUGAGAAGUUCAUCAUGAAUGGCAACAAGAAGGGUGAUCUCGCCAUUCGCAUGGACCACGGCACCGGUGUCCUCAGCUUCGACAACGAUGUAUUCUCGUCGGCCAAGGCCGGACAGAGCGGCUCCGGGGCUGGUUCCGCCGAAUCCGAGACGGGUACCGUUCAGCGCCUGCAGAGCACCCCCUCGGAGAUUGUUCGAUCGCAGCUCACGCGUCUAGUCCGGUCUCUGUACACGACUUGCCACUACAUUGAUCCCAGCUUCAACAAGGAACGCCUGGCCGCCCGCAACGCAGCGCUGGCUCGCGCAAAGGCUGGAGCCGAGAAGGAACACCUCGAGAUCCUGGCACGCAAGGAAGUCAUUCAGAAACGCAAGGAAGAGGCGUCCGAGAUCCAGGCCAAGCGGGACAGGGAGAACGCCCGUCAGAAGCGGCUCCGAGAGCAGGCCCUGCAGGAGGCCGAGGACAAGCGACUGGCGGCGGAGCAAAAGGAGCGCGAGGCCAAGCGCCUGAAGGCGGAGCGCGACCGCGUCCGCAAGGACGAACUCAAGAAGCAGAUUGCCGAUCUCAAGAUGAGUGACAAGGCUCUUGACAUUGACCUAGAUGACCUGGACAACCUGGAUGCAAACCGCCUUCGUGCCAUGAAGCUCGCUCAGCUGGAGCGCGAGAAGAACGACGUCAACGAGAAGCUCCGCGUCACCGGCAAGCGCAUCGACCACUUGGAGCGAGCUCUCCGAAAGGAAGAGUCAAAGAAGAUGAGCGAGGACUACGCGAAGCAGGUGGAGCAGGAUCGUGCAAUCUAUGAAAGCCUCAAGGUCAAGACGCUCAAGGAGGCCGAAGAGAAGCACAAGGAGAGCGUCGAGCUCAAGCAUCGACUCAGCCGCCUGGUUCCUCUGUACGAAGACUUUAGGCGCUCGCUGCACGAGCGACGCCGCGACGAGUUUGAGAAGCGCCGCAAGGAUGCGGAGCGCGAACUGGAGAAGCAGAUCGCCACUCGCAAGAAGGAGUUCCGUGACCGGAAACUGAGGGAGAAGCGAGAGCAGGAAGAGAGGGAGCGUCAGCUCCGCGAGGCCGAAGAGCGCGCAGCCCGCGAGAAGGAGGAGCAGCGCCUGCGCGAGGAAGCCAAAAAGGCGGAGCUCGCCAAGUUGAAGGAACAGCGGGAGAAGGAGCGACAGGAGAUGCUGGAGAAGGCGGCACUGCAACAGCGGCGCGAGGAAGAGGCGCUGGCGCGUCGGAAGGCUGAGAAGGAGAAGGGAUCGGUGGCCGAGGGCCCCACGCCGUAUCGGGCUGGACCGCCGAUGGAGCGAACGGAGUCCAACGACCGCCCGUCGGGCCCUCCACGCCUGCAGCUGUCGGGCAACAAGCCGAGCUGGCGAGAGCGCGAGGCGGCCAAGGCUGUUGGGGGCGGUGGCGGAGGUGCGGACAGUGGACCACCGGCGCCAGCGGCCAGCAGGGGAUUUGGAUCAAGGGGCGAGGACAUGGACCGCGGCGGGUCGGGCCGUGGGGAGAAUGGGCGAACGGAAUCUCCAGCCCCGGCGCCGGAGCCUCUGCAGUCGUCACGCGCUCCCGGCAAGUGGGUUCCUCCUCACCUGAGAAACAAGGCGUGA